This is a messenger RNA of Betta splendens (Siamese fighting fish), 2940 nucleotides long. RefSeq names its product receptor-interacting serine-threonine kinase 4 (gene ripk4). The transcript has 8 exons. NCBI's taxonomy places the organism in Eukaryota, Metazoa, Chordata, Actinopteri, Anabantiformes, Osphronemidae. Gene Ontology annotation, molecular function: protein binding; protein kinase activity; ATP binding. The record is from RefSeq and is a predicted model, not a curated record. Gene Ontology annotation, cellular component: cytoplasm. The coding region runs from base 116 to 2545 and encodes 809 amino acids. Gene Ontology annotation, biological process: protein phosphorylation.
AAAACACAGAGCGGCUCACAAGCAGGCAGGUAGGUGUGAGUUCACUUCCCCAGGCCGUGCUUUGGAGACGAGUACGAGAGGAGUUUACCCAGUCGCUGGGUUUCUCAACACAGACAUGGAUGUUCCGGAUUCUCCACACUGGAAUAUGGGGCUGUUAAAGACCUUUGAUUCCUCUGAGUUUGGAAAGUGGGAGAAAAUAGGCUCAGGUGGAUUUGGACAAGUAUACAAAGUUCGGCACGAACAGUGGAAAACAUGGCUGGCUAUCAAGUGCCCUCCCUGCCUUCAUGUAGAUAACAAGGACCGUAUGGAGCUGCUGGAGGAGGCUAAGAAGAUGGAGGCGGCCAAGUUCCGGUACAUCCUCCCGGUGUAUGGGAUCUGUGAGGACCCCCAGGGCCUCGUCAUGGAGUACAUGGAGACGGGUUCCCUGGAGAUGCUGCUGGCCAAUGAGCCGCUGCCCUGGGAGCUGCGCUUCCGCAUCAUCCACGAGACGGCGGUGGCCAUGAACUUCCUCCACUGCAUGAACCCUCCGCUGCUCCACCUGGACCUGAAGCCCGCCAACAUCCUGCUGGAUGCUCACUACCACGUCAAGAUCUCCGAUUUUGGCCUGGCCCGGUGGAACGGGCUGACGAGGCCCGGGGACGUCAGCAGAGAUGGCUUCUGCGGCACCGUGGCCUAUUUGCCACCCGAGAGCAUCUUAGAGGAGAAAAGGGUGUCGGACACCAAGCAUGAUGUAUACAGUUUCUCUAUCGUCAUCUGGGGAAUCCUCACGCAGAAGAAACCUUACCAAGAAGAGAACAACAUCCUGCAGAUCAUGCUGAAGGUCGCCAAGGGGGUGCGUCCAGAUCUGAGUGCGGUGCCACGUAGUCGACCUUCUGCCUGCGCAGGGUUCCUGAGCCUAAUGCAACGCUGCUGGGCCUCAAACCCUGAAGUCAGACCCAGCUUCCAGGAAAUCGCUACUGAAGCCGAGGAGCUGUGUUCCAAGCCUCAGGAGGAGCUGAGGAGCCCACGCUUAUCCACAUCGGAGCCAGAGCCCAUGUCCCCGACUGCACUUCCCAAUGACCAGGUUCAAGGGGACAAACCGGUGCGCCCAAAGUCAGCCAUGCUGCCAGAAAAGGACUACAGCCUGUCGGAGCUGCUGAGCCAAGUGGAUUCUGGGAUCUCCAGGAGCUUUGAUCACGUGAAGGAGGACAGCUGUCACAUUAAGGAAAACACUUGCAAGAGACUGUCUGGCAUCUCCUCAGCUGAUUCAGCCUUCUCUUCCCAAGACUCCAUCACGUUGUUGUCGUUUGACAAAGAAAGCACAUAUGAUUUCGCUGAGGUCCAGAAGCGGAAGCUUUGCGAGGCCAUCCGGACCAGAGACACGGCCAAGCUGAUGAAAAUCCUACAGCCUCAGGAUGUUGAUCUUCUCCUCGAGGGCGGAGGCAGCCUGCUCCACCAUGCCGUCGCCCUAGGCAACGAAGAGGCCGUCAAGUUCCUGCUGCUGAACAACGCCAAUCCCAACUUCGCCAACGCCCGUGGCUCCACGGCCCUCCACCUGGCCACGGAGAAGCACAUGAAGCCCCUGGCGGAGCUUCUGCUCGGCCGGCGCAGCACCAACGUCAACGCCAAGGACGAAGACCAGUACACGGCUCUGCACUGGGCCGCGCAGAACGGGGAUGAGGCAAUCGCGCGCCUGCUGCUGGACCGCGGCGCCGCCAUCAACGAGACGGACGGCCAGGGGCGCACACCCGCCCACGUGGCCUGCCAGCACGGCCAGGAGAACGUCUUCCGGGUGCUGCUCAGCCGAGGCGCCGACGUCCGCGUCAAGGGCAAAGACGACUGGACCACGCUGCACCUGGCCUCCUGGCAGGGACACCUGGGGAUUGUGAAGCUGCUGGUCAAACAGGCCGGCGCUAUGGUGGACGGGCAGACGACCGACGGCCGCACGCCGCUGCAUCUGGCCUCGCAGAGGGGGCAGUACCGAGUGGCCCGGAUCCUGAUCGAGCUGGGGGCGGACGUCCACGUGAGAUCGGCUGAGAUGAACACGCCGCUGCACGUGGCAGCGGAGACGGGGCACACCAGCACCUCCCGCCUCUUGGUCAAACACAAGGCAGACAUCCACGCUCAGAACGCCCACGGCCUCACGCCCCUCCACCUGGCUUCGCAGCGAGGCCACCUGGCCACUGUCAAGAUGCUGCUGGAGGAGGGGGCCGACCCCUGCAAGGCCGACCGAGCCCUGCGCACCCCCUGCCGCCUCGCAGCCGAGGCCGGACACUGCGAAGUCCUGAAGGAGCUGCUCCUUCACUGUCCGGACGGCGGCGACUCGUCAGCCCAGCAGGGGCUUGGUCCCGCUCCGUUACCGGAAGGCUACACAGACACAGACACAGACACCGUCACCGCGCUUCUACCGCAGGACUGCCAGGAGGUAAUCGCAGAGAGGUCGGUGCAGCCUGUGGCCGAGGAGCCGGCUCAACAGGAGGUCAAGCAGCUGAAGAGGAAAGUGGUCAUUCUUAAACUGACGGAGCACGACAGCGACGACUCGCAGGUGACGUCAGCGCCCUGUUAAUGGGCAGGGACGCGGCAAGAACUGUUCCCAGGUUUACACUCCAUGGGAUCGACUCGGUAAUCGGGACUGUAAGUAUUUUACCAUAGUGAGAGAAGCUUUGAUGUACAUAUGUAAAUGAAAAUUAUAAAUACUGUAUUUGAUUUUUGUAUUUCCUUUUUUACUGAACAAUACCAUUUUUUUUAUGUAAAAGCACAUUUUCUAAGGAGAGCCCGUACCCUGGGGCAUGCUGGUAUGCCUGUAAUAUAUAUAUUUAAUGAAACACAAAGACGGUCACAAGCUUCGUUAAAUACUGUACAUCACACGGUUUCUGUUUAUGCAUUGUACCAGAAGUGUUUGCACCUGUUACAUAUCAGUGCUUCAUCCACCAAUUAAAACAUUUAAGAAUGUAAACUUCA